CGGAAGCAGCAAGUGCCCAUGAUGGACAAGGACUUUGCUCCUUCCCCACACAGGACCCGGAGGUGUAUUCCAACCUUAGGAGCCUCAUCCAACCCCAGCCGCAUCCCAGGACACACGACUCGCUCCCUUGGAAUUGGGGGGCUCACGGCUCUCAGCCCCAUCUUGAAAAAGGAAGCUUGCCUCAACUCCUCCAGGCAGGACCCCACCAAACAGCUCCCUUUGGCAAAAGGCAGAGGGAUUCCUAAACCUCAAUCGAGGCUUGGGCCCCCAAAGCCGCCUCGUUGCCUUGAUGGGCUCCUCUCCUCAUGCCCAGCUCCUACUGCCUCCCAGUCUCUUCAGUGGACAGCAGCCAAUGGUUUGGAGGCACGUAAACUAAGCUCUCUCUCAUUUACUCUUCAGAGGAGCACCAGUGCCCCUCCAGCUGGCCGGCAACUCCUCUCACACUCUAUGGCAGCAAGGAGGGAGUUCCAGAAGGUUCCCUUCCAAAAGGAAGCAUCGGGAAGGAGAGAGGAGUUUCCUUCACCAAGCCAUCUGCCAUCGCCCGGAUUACAAACCUUGCCCCAAAGGAUAGCUGAGAAUUCAGCUGAUAUGCAAAGCACUCUUUGCCAGGAAGACAGAAAUCAUACCUCAGAUGCAGGCAUGCCAGGUUCCCAGAGACGUUUGGCCCCUGCAAGCCCACCAUCAUCUCUUCCCCCUCAGCCACUUCCCCAAACCACAGAAGAUACCACAAAUUCACCCCUGAAGGAAACAGUUCAGGAGGACUUUGCUUCUAAUGACAGAAAUGGCAUCCCAAAAGGCAUCGAUGCACCCCAAGGCUUAGCUGAAUCUGGAAAGAUGUUACUACCCUUCCCUCAGGAGUGUCUUGAGGAGCAUGCUCUGAAUGGCAACUGCUUCGUGGCAGAUUCCACAAUGUCUCCUGCGACAAAUACAGCUGGGUUUGAAUGGCCAGUAGAUACCAAGCCUGAAGCAGCCAUGUCUGAGCUGGUGCCAGAGCCGCGGCCAAAACCAGUUGUCCCAAUGAAACCCGUUGGUAUCAAUUCCAAUCUGCUGGGCUACAUUGGGAUCGACACCAUCAUAGAGCAGAUGCGCAAGAAGACCAUGAAAACUGGAUUUGACUUCAACAUCAUGGUUGUCGGCCAGAGCGGACUGGGCAAAUCCACACUUGUGAACACCCUCUUCAAAUCCCAAGUCAGUCGCAAGUCUUCAGGCUGGAGCCGCGAGGAGAAGAUCCCUAAGACAGUGGAAAUCAAGGCCAUUGGCCAUGUUAUUGAAGAAGGUGGUGUCAAAAUGAAGCUCACAGUUAUUGACACGCCUGGGUUUGGUGACCAGAUCAACAAUGAAAACUGCUGGGAGCCCAUUGAGAAAUAUAUUAAUGAGCAGUAUGAGAAGUUCCUGAAGGAGGAGGUCAAUAUUGCAAGAAAGAAACGGAUCCCAGACACGAGAGUCCACUGUUGCCUCUACUUCAUCUCCCCCACAGGUCACUCCUUAAGACCUUUGGAUAUGGAAUUCAUGAAGCACUUGAGCAAAGUAGUCAACAUCAUCCCAGUUAUCGCCAAGGCAGACACCAUGACUCUGGAGGAGAAGAUUGAGUUCAAACAGAGGGUCCGCAAGGAACUGGAAAUCAAUGGCAUCGAAUUUUACCCCCAGAAAGAGUUUGAUGAGGACCUUGAAGAUAAGACAGAGAAUGACAAAAUCAGGCAGGAAAGUAUGCCAUUUGCCGUGGUGGGCAGUGACAAGGAAUAUCAAGUGAAUGGGAAAAGGGUCCUGGGGAGGAAGACACCCUGGGGAGUCAUCGAAGUGGAAAAUCUCAGUCACUGUGAAUUUGCUCUACUUCGAGACUUUCUCAUUAGGACCCACCUUCAAGAUCUAAAAGAAGUAACGCACAACAUCCACUAUGAGACUUACAGGGCUAAACGACUGAAUGACAAUGGGGGGCUCCCCGCAGUGACCGUAGAAACAGAAGAAAACCAUGAAAGCAACCUGUGAAGGACCCAUCAAGUUAUCUGCCAUCUCCGAAUUAUAACCACUACUACCACCCCAUCCCUUGAUUUGAAUUCAGGCCUCUCUUUGAAGCAUGUGGAAUAUCCUUUGUGUGUGCAUACUGGGGAAGAACCCCAACUUCACCCAAAUGUCCCCAUCUAUUAUUAUUAUUA
Messenger RNA from Lacerta agilis (Sand lizard), 2153 nucleotides. It is a transcript of the gene SEPTIN3, whose product is annotated as septin 3. Lineage: Eukaryota; Metazoa; Chordata; Lepidosauria; Squamata; Lacertidae. Gene Ontology annotation, biological process: cytoskeleton-dependent cytokinesis. The transcript has 10 exons. Gene Ontology annotation, cellular component: septin ring; septin complex; neuron projection. The record is from RefSeq and is a predicted model, not a curated record. Bases 19 to 1986 code for a protein of 655 amino acids. Gene Ontology annotation, molecular function: molecular adaptor activity; GTP binding; GTPase activity.